This is a messenger RNA of Maudiozyma saulgeensis, 1098 nucleotides long. Lineage: Eukaryota; Fungi; Ascomycota; Saccharomycetes; Saccharomycetales; Saccharomycetaceae. The record is from the annotation of a GenBank genome assembly.
AUGGCCGCUAAGAAAGUCGCUGGUGUUUUAGGUGCUACAGGUUCCGUUGGUCAACGUUUUAUUCUAUUACUAGCUGAUCAUCCUGAUUUCGAAUUAAGAGUACUAGGUGCUUCACCAAGAUCUGCUGGUAAGAAGUAUAUUGAUGCUGCUAACUGGAAACAAACCGAUUUGAUGCCAAAAUCUGCUGAAAAUAUUAUUGUCUCUGAUUGUUCUUCCGCUAAUUUCAAAGAUUGUGAUAUUGUCUUCUCUGGUUUAGAUGCUGAAUACGCCGGUCCAAUUGAAAAAGAAUUUGUUGAAGCAGGUAUCGCUGUUAUCUCUAAUGCUAAGAACUAUAGAAGAGAAGAAGAUGUUCCUUUAGUGGUUCCAAUUGUUAAUCCAGAACAUUUAGAUAUUAUUCAACAAAAACUUGAUACUGCCAAGGAAGCUGGUAAACAAAGACCAGGUUUUAUUAUUUGUAUCUCAAAUUGUUCUACUGCAGGUCUUGUAGCUCCUUUGAAACCUUUAGUUGAUUCCUUUGGUCCUAUCGAUACUUUGACUACUACUACUCUACAAGCUAUCUCUGGUGCAGGUUUCUCUCCAGGUGUUUCAGGUAUUGAUGUCUUAGAUAACAUCAUUCCAUAUAUUGGUGGUGAAGAAGAUAAAAUGGAAUGGGAAACUAAAAAAAUUUUAGGUUCUGUUUCUACUGAUAAAUCUCAUGUUGAAUUAUUAACUCCAGAAGAAAUUAAAGUUUCCGCUCAAUGUAACAGAGUCGCUGUCUCUGAUGGUCACACCGAAUGUAUUGCUUUGAAGUUCAAGAAUAGACCAGCUCCAUCCGUUGAACAAGUCAAACAAUGUCUAAGAGACUACGUCUGUGACGCUUACAAGAUGAAAUGUCACUCUGCUCCAGAACAAACCAUUCAUGUCCUUGAACAAUCGGAUAGACCACAACCUAGAUUGGACCGUAACAGAGAUAGAGGUUACGGUGUCUCCGUCGGUAGAAUCAGAGAAGAUCCAGUACUGGAUUUCAAGAUGGUUGUGCUGUCCCAUAACACUAUUAUCGGUGCUGCUGGUUCCGGUGUCUUGAUCGCUGAAAUCUUAUUGGCAAGAAACAUGAUCUAA